Molecule: messenger RNA, 2582 nt
Organism: Acipenser ruthenus (sterlet)
Lineage: Eukaryota; Metazoa; Chordata; Actinopteri; Acipenseriformes; Acipenseridae
Product: transmembrane protein 229A-like
Exons: 1
Coding region: 162-1229 (355 amino acids)
Source: RefSeq, a predicted model, not a curated record
CCAGACGUUACGUACCUCCAGUUUACAAAAUGCAGAUUAGAGGCGCUGUCAGGUUCACAAAACAGCAACCAGAUACUUAGUCCUGGUACUGCUGUACACCAGGAAAUACACUAUGCCGAGUAAACAGAGGAUAUCAGAAAUCUAAACAUCUCAUUCUAGAAAUGCGAGCGACCAUGACUAGCAGCAGACGGCGUGAGAGUCCUCGGAUCUGUUCAGUAGAAUGCGCCAGUCACCUUCUGUCAAAGAGACCCCGGCUAAAGGAUCUGUCCAUUCCUGAAAACGCAGGUAAAACAUUUCAAGCGCUUCCAAUCUGGAUGCGCCUAUAUUUUUAUGGAAUGCACGGGAUUACGUUGGACAUCAUCAUUUCGUCCGUGCAGAGAUUUGUAUACACCACUGAUUUGAAGCUGCUGGGGUUCUCCUCUCCUUAUCUUUGCAUUGCCCACUCAAUUACCCAUUUUGCUCUGGAGAAAAUGUAUUUGCAGAAGAAGAGCUUCCAAGGGCGCCCUGUUGUUUUUAAUUUUAUCUUGUAUCCUUCGGUCUAUAUAGGGAUACAGCUUUUAGUGGGGAAGACGGUUGUCAGCACAAAUAACGCCAAAUGUCUGUCUGUAGUCAAUAUUGCUGUUCUGUACCUCAUCGCACUGUACUACUCUCAAGUGUUUCUCAAGCGAUUCUUACGCCUGCAGUACCAUUGCUCAAAGAAAGGCACGCCGACUGCACUUAUAGACAUGUCUUCUCAACGACUUCCUGACAUUAUUCGAUUCUUGUUCUUUGGCAUGCAUGGUUUUUUAGAUGAAGUCCUUUUCACUUCAUUUUUCAAUCUUGUUGAAAAUUCAGACCAAACCUUGACUGGGCACACCUCGCUGUGGUCCUUUCUAAUGUACGGAAGCUGCAGUUUCGUGGUGGAAAAGCUGUAUAUGUAUCUUCAUUACAAAAGAGGCUGGGGAGCCUGGAAAAGGCUUCCAAUAUACAUACUUUUUAUUUACACCUGGGAGUUUUCCUGGGGAUUGGGCCUUCGACAGUAUAAUGCUUGUUCAUGGGACUAUUCGCACUAUCCUUUGAAUUUUAAGGGGCUCGUAACACUGGUGUAUUUACCUGGGUGGGUGUGCCUCAGUUUGUACCAGGACAUGCUCUCUAACGUGCUGCUGCGUGUCGAAUGUGCCGAAAGCAGAAUCUCACAAACCUCUGCUAAUGCCAUGGACGGGACUGAAUACCAAUCAAAGGACAUUUAACUUCACGAAUAAAGCCGCAUCCUUCUCACUGUCGUUUUAUAUACAAAAAACGUUUUUAACAACAAUGCUUUGAUUUUCAGCUUAAAAUCGUGAGUGGAUUUGAAAUAUUCAGUAUAAAGCAGUCAUUUAUACCGUUUAUAAAUAGUUUAAUAUAAAAUAAAAUUGUUUACAAAUUAUAAUACAGCAAGAAUUAAUCUAAACAAGCGACACCAGGUAAACUGCCAUUUAUAUACAAAAUGUAAUUCUUUUUGAUACAGAAUCAAGGGGGUGUACUGGCAAAGGACAUCAAAGAAGUAAAGAAGUAUGCCGACACAUGUUUGUAGGAAGAAUAUAUUACAUUGAAUUAUUGACAAUUUAGUUAUGUAGUUAUAGUGGAAUUGGAUCCCAGUAUUAAUCUAUACCACAUUUUCCAUUAUAAAACGUUAAAAAAAGGGGGGGAGGGGAGGGGCAAUAAGCAAAUAUUUAUAUAAUAUUUUAUUAAAUUAUGUGAUAAGCAAACUAUAUGCUUAUAUGAUCCGAACUUAAUAUUGCAACAGGGUUGCCAACCUUCAGUACAUUUGGGAAUACUCAUUUUAGACGGUAUAACCUAUGUCACUCUGCUCCAAUUCCUUUCCAUUGUUAUAAGAUAGAACUUGAAAAUGCCAAAGUUCUAAUGCAAGUGAUAGAGGCCAUUUAACUGCCGACUUAUUUUCAAUAGGGAUUUAAAAAAUCAAUUUACAGUAAAAGACAAACAGAAGUUAAUAUUAUUAUUAGUUAUAUACGUGUUAGAAUGUCUAUCCGUGUCAAAUACUGUUUAAGAGGUUUGCAACCCUGAAAAAGAACGUUCCCUUACCUGCAAUAAUUUAAGCGGAUGUUUUGAAUCUGUUAGUACACUAACCCAACAUAAAGGAUGGCACAGGCAAAUACUUUACUUUUCCUAUAGUUCCACUGUCUGUCAAUGGCACUAUAGUGCUGUGAUUCUUCCACAUAUUCUGGUUCUGGCAACAGAAGUGAAAUGUAAUUUGUCUGAUUACAAAGUUUACAAAUAUAUAGUUGUUAAGUUACACAGUUUUCAAAUAAACUAAAGCUACCCUGGAAUGUAAAUAGACUUUUGGCAUGCAUUAAGACUUGCACAAUGUUGUCAGAACAUCAAUGAAAUGUUAACUGUAAAUCAACUAAGGAAUAUUUUUUGUGGCACUACACAUUUACACAAAACAUAUUUGUUACACUUAGUAUUGAUUAAAUAUUAAAUUGAUAAUUAUUUAAAAAAUGAAGUACAUUGUGCAGUUUUCACUGUUAGUUUUAAUUAAAAACCUAUAACUUUGUAUACAUUUUAUUAAAAACAUUAAACCCUAGUUUUAAUAAAAAUCAAUA